Molecule: messenger RNA, 384 nt
Organism: Cotesia congregata
Lineage: Eukaryota; Metazoa; Arthropoda; Insecta; Hymenoptera; Braconidae
Source: the annotation of a GenBank genome assembly
AUGCCUAUAUUUUUCAGAAUCGAGCUAGAAGACGGAAUCUUAAAAAAUUUUUACGAAGAAGCUAAAGAUUUGUCAUUUGCUGAUCGAGGAAAAUUAUUGAUGAACACCGCCAGUGAGAUAAUCGACGCUCAUGAACAAUUAGCUCAAGAAGGCCAAACAGCAGCGCCUCAGGAAAAUGCUCCAGUUUAUCAUCAUUUUGUUGCGUUUGUUGCCAAAGAUGGAUCUUUGUGGGAGCUUGAUGGCCGUAAAUCAAUUCCAAUAAAUCACGGACCAGCAACUGAAGAUACAAUGUUGGAAAAUGCCGCAAAAAUUUGUGGACAAUACAUGGAACGUGAUCCAGAAGAUCUUCGCUUCACCAUGAUUGCUCUUGUUGCCAAUGAAUAG